AUGAUGCUCACAAUGGGCAUGGAUUUUGAGAUUCAAAAACGUCGCCUGAAGCUAGACAUAGAUGCGUUGGGCCUUCAUGCUACAGAUGACCAGAAAAGGAAGAUACAGAUUCGCGCCACUACUCUUCAGCGCAAAAUCUUUUCUUGGAUGGACGUUCAGCAGCUGUACAUGCCUAGCGCUCGCAUUGCCCAAUUGGAGGCCCAGGAGCGCAGUGAUCAUGAUGUAGAGGAGAAGGUUGAGGAUAUCGAGCUCUGGCUACCAUCUGUGCUGCCGAAGAAACACUCAUGCGACAUUCGACUAUGA
This is a messenger RNA of Laccaria bicolor S238N-H82, 303 nucleotides long. RefSeq lists its product as uncharacterized. The record is from RefSeq and is a predicted model, not a curated record. Lineage: Eukaryota; Fungi; Basidiomycota; Agaricomycetes; Agaricales; Hydnangiaceae. The coding region runs from base 1 to 303 and encodes 100 amino acids. The transcript is spliced from 2 exons.